Messenger RNA from Penicillium samsonianum, 1128 nucleotides. RefSeq names its product putative di-, tri-valent inorganic cation transporter. The coding region runs from base 1 to 1128 and encodes 375 amino acids. Gene Ontology annotation, biological process: zinc ion transmembrane transport; intracellular zinc ion homeostasis. The transcript is spliced from 9 exons. The record is from RefSeq and is a predicted model, not a curated record. Gene Ontology annotation, cellular component: membrane. Gene Ontology annotation, molecular function: zinc ion transmembrane transporter activity. NCBI's taxonomy places the organism in Eukaryota, Fungi, Ascomycota, Eurotiomycetes, Eurotiales, Aspergillaceae.
AUGGGACUUCAUCUAUCACGCUCGACACGGCUGAGCGUUGUGAUUGGCAUAUCGACAUCUUUCUUUCUGGCUGAGAUUUCGCUGGGCUUCUAUACCCACUCUAUUGCACUGAUUGCGGAUGCUUUUCACUAUCUGAAUGAUUUAGUUGGGUUUAUUAUUGCUCUUGUUGCAUUAAAGAAAUCCGAGCGCAGUGACUCGCCCAAGGAGCUUACUUUUGGUUGGCAGCGGGCUCAGCUGCUCGGUGCCUUUUUCAAUGGUGUUCUUCUGUUGGGGUUGGGUAUUAGUAUAUUUUUGCAGUCCAUUGAGCGAUUUAUUGCUCUUCAACAUGUUCACAAUCCCAAGCUGAUGUUCAUCAUUGGGUGUGUCGGAUUGGGCCUCAAUAUUAUCAGCGCAGUCUUCCUUCACGAACAUGGAAAUGGACAUGAACACAGUCAUGACCAUAGCCUAUCACCCACAAUUGAGACACCGGUUCUUCACCUCGGCGAGGAAUGCCAUAAUUCCAGCACCAAGCAUGACGAUCACAAACAUCUUCAUUUCGAAAAACAUCACUGCGCAGACUCAGGCGGCCACAGCCAUGGCCAUGGCGGCCAUGACCACGGUGAUCUGGGCAUGAUGGGAGUGAUGAUCCACGUCAUCGGCGAUGCAAUCAACAACUUGGGCGUAAUGGCAGCCGGUCUGAUUAUCUGGCUCGCGGCACCCCAUGCCGGCCGAUACUAUGCCGAUCCCGGUGUGAGCAUGUUCAUUGCCAUCCUCAUUAUUCUGUCUUCAUUCCCCCUGAUGCGUCGAGCCGGGAUGAUCCUGCUAGAGAGCGUGCCCACAGGGGUUGACAUGUGCGAUGUCAAGCACGACCUAGAAAAGAUCAAGGGCGUCAACUCAAUCCACGAACUCCACAUCUGGCGCCUCAACCAACAAAAGACCCUCGCCUCAGUACACGUCGUCGUGUCUGAGGACUCGGUCGAGGACUUUAUGAAGACAGCGCGCGUGAUCAACGAGUGUUUCCACGCCUAUGGAAUUCACUCGAUUACACUGCAGCCUGAGCUGUCGGAGGAAGUUGAUGUUUCGCAUGAAUCUUCCCGGUGUCAGGUUAUCUGCGGCACUCUAUGCGAGCAGUUGACUUGCUGUGGAUAA